Molecule: messenger RNA, 1667 nt
Organism: Myodes glareolus (Bank vole)
Lineage: Eukaryota; Metazoa; Chordata; Mammalia; Rodentia; Cricetidae
Gene: Ppp1r11
Product: protein phosphatase 1 regulatory inhibitor subunit 11
Cellular component (GO): nucleus
Molecular function (GO): protein serine/threonine phosphatase inhibitor activity; protein phosphatase 1 binding
Source: RefSeq, a predicted model, not a curated record
GUACGGCGGAACUAAUCUGGUGACGCCUGCGCUUUAGUCAAGCGGUGCCGGGGGAAGGGAAACUGGGUCCUGCAGCAUGCGUCACACCCGGAAGUGAAAGGACGGAAGUGGGGUUGGACAGGUUAUCCCCAGGGGUGGGGAAGCAGAGGCCCUGGAGGAAGGAGGGGGGAGAAAAAGAAGCCAGAGUAUUCUGGCCACUACUCCGAAUCGUGUACCGGAUCUCUUAGAUCUCAGAGGCGCAGAAAAAGGGAAGGGUGUCUCAUCCCGCUUCCUCGCUUUUCGCUUUAGCCAUGGCGGAGGCAGGAGCCGGGCUGAGUGAGACCGUCACUGAGACAACGGUUACCGUGACAACCGAGCCCGAGAAUCGGAGCCUAACCAUUAAACUGCGGAAACGGAAGCCAGAGAAGAAGGUGGAAUGGACGAGUGACACUGUGGACAAUGAACACAUGGGGCGCCGCUCAUCAAAGUGCUGCUGUAUUUAUGAGAAACCUCGGGCCUUUGGUGAGAGCUCCACCGAGAGUGAAGAGGAUGAAGAGGAAGGCUGUGGUCAUACGCACUGUGUACGGGGUCACCGCAAAGGACGGCGUCAUACAACCCCAGGACCCACCCCAACCACUCCCCCACAGCCUCCCGACCCCUCUCAGCCCCCUCCAGGACCUAUGCAGCACUAAAUCCCUCUCCCUGUUCAUAUAUCUGCCUGGUCCCAAAUGUAUCCAUCUGGCUACAUGGGGAUUUAACCCAUGGUCUGAUCCCUUCUCCUGCCCCCUCCUUCCCUCUCCUGCCUGAUAGAGAAGAGGAAGAGGAGGGUGGAUAGAGAUCCUGGAAUUCUGACUUGCUGCUGUUCCAGAACCCAGGCUUCUGGGUUCUCCCAGCCUCGUUUUCCCUACAGUCCCCCCUCCCCAACCCCCGUGCCUGGAAUCCAGGCAUCUUGGUCUCAGUUUGUCCCAUUUGUUCUCACUGCCAAACUACCUGUCCUGGGAUCCAGUUAUCUUGGCCACCUGCACCCUUAGCUUGAGUCCCAAGCUCUUAAACUGGGUUUUCAACAGUCCCAGCUCUCACUGCCAGGACCCCACUCAGAUUCCAGGCAAUCUUGCAUCCCAGCUCUGCAUAUAAUCCUGGCUUACAGUUCUUCCCCUUAUGCAGUUAUCCUAAGUCUUAGUCCUUGCCUGUGGGAUCCAAGGAUUUAUGGAGACCAGACCAUAGGGUUCCCCAGCCCUUCCGCUCCUACAUACCCCUUCUGGCCCUCAAAAGGAGUUAGGAGAGGUCUUUGUCAGUCACAUCUAUAAUGGAAAGUGGACCCCAAAAUAGUCAUGACCUGAAUAUAACAUUUCUGACAAGGCUGGCUGAGACCAGUGACUUAGAGCCAAUGAUUUUCUCAACCUUUAAUCUUUGAGCUUCAGCACUGUUGUCCAAGGGGCCUGGGUCUCUAAAAGGAAAGAGGGAGAGAGCAAAGAGAUAAGAACAGGCCCCUGCAGAGCACUCCUCCCUUUCCUGCCUAGGCUUUGAUGUCUACCAACCCAGGUGUCUUGCUCUCUCAGCCCUCCCCCCUGGUGCUGGGAUUGUCCUCCAGGCCUCCAGCUGUGCACAGUACGAGAUCAGCAAAGCCCAUGCCACCACUGAGAUCUCAUUUAUUGCCACAGAUGCACAAAAUAAAUAACCUAACAUUA